CUUUGGUGAGCGGCCGUUCGACGCGAGAAUUGCUGUCUAUCGGACGGCGAGGUUUGUGAAACUCCAAGAUACUCGUGGCCUGGAGCUGCUAUUCGCCCUCAGCUGAAGAGCGAACUCUCCAGCUUUUGAUGUUUUGGCUUUUCUCGAUUCCUUCCCUCGUUUUGGAUUCACAGCCUUGGACAGCUUCUUCCCCUUCUUCUCUUCGGGCUCGAUUCCCCUCGACCUCACGUCUCUUCUAGCUACGCGGAGAUGGCACCCUCUCUCAGUCUCCGUCCCAGGACGGGCGAACGCCCCCCGACUCGCGAUCAAAAUGACAACAGCCUGGUGAUCCCCAGCCGGACAUCUUCGCUGCAUUCCCGCAUCACGCAGCCAUUGGCCUCGACGUUGAAUGUCAAGCCCGGUGCGCGUACGCCGAAAACUCUCACACAUGCGUACAUGGUCUGUGGUGUCGGCAGGGAGCCUUCACAAUGGGUUCGAGCACCAGCACCGAGCCAAGGCAAGAUUGGACACAUGAAGGGAGCCGUUGGUCAGUUCUGGCUGCCAGAGAUCUUGGGAAGCAGCCCACGACUCGAGCAGGACAACGAAAUCGCACGCUCCCUGCAUGCGGCGAUGCGCGCUUGCUUCCCUCACGACGUCGAAAUCUGCACCGGUCGCAGCCAGCCACACUGUGUUCACCAUGCAUUCGUUCUUCAGCAAGACUCCAGCCACACCUUGUACGGUAUUGCCCUCCGCGUCUGGUCGCGCGCCGACGAGAAGCGUGCAGAGACCAUUCGUGACCUGAGAAAGCGUACCGAGUCGGACUACUAUGAGCAGCCCGACGAGACGUAUUGGAUUCCUUACUGCUUGAGCUUCCUCUCCCGGUAUCCUCUGUACAACUUGCUCGGGGAUUAUCUUCGAGGCAUGUGGAUCCACUGGAACAAGGCGACGAACCUCUUCCACGCGGAAGAGGUGUCUCGCAUCCUCAGUUUCCCAGCACCCCGUCUCAACGAUCUUGUCCGCAUUGACAUGAAAGAUUACGCAUUGUGCUACCAGUUCCCAUCCUCGCCAACAGGCUUCCAGAACUUCUCCAUGUGGCCUCUUUUCACUUGCUUGUCAAUCCCCAACAUUGUCGGUGUCAUUGAGGCUGCCGUGUCCCCAACACGCAGAAUUAUUUUCACCAGCCACUACCCUGCUAUGCUCACCAUCGCUGCCGAGACUAUUCGAUUCUGCGUCCGGGUUUAUGAGUGGAGUGGAUUGUACGUUCCUGUCGUUCACGCUCGCCACGUCAAGGAGCUUGUCCAGGAGCCAGGUCCAUACAUCCUCGGUGUCACAGCCGAGUGCAGGACACUCUUCACUGCGCCGCCCGAUGCACUUGUUGUGGAUCUUGACAGAAACUUCGUGCUUACAUCCAGCCCACCAACUGCCCUUACUCCGGGCCAGCGAACCAAGAUGAUCAAUCGGUUGACACAGGCUUUGAACGGUGAGGUCGCGCCGUCUGGCGUUCCUCAGCACCUUCGAUCUGCCUAUGGCGGCGGCAAGCUGAUCCCCGCUGGCCAGAUCAUCGUGAUGAGAGGAGAGGUUGAAAGCAUCCAAGAUCCGGAUUGGUGGAAUCAGGACGCUGUCAUGAGCGUGAUGGAUCACGUCUGUGAGAAGCUUGGUCGUAACACUGGACUCAAGGCCAUGUUUGGAGGCUCCGUCAAGAAGCCGCUCAUGACCAAGGUUUCCAUGCGUCAUCUGAACGAGAUUGUCCGCGAACGUAACCAAUACUCGCGCGAUGCGAUGGAAGCAUGGCAGGACUUUAUCAAUCUCAAGACCAGAAUGGAUUCCGAGCUCGCCAAAGUUACCAAGCGCAACAACUUCCUCGUCGAGGAACUUGAGAGCUGGAAGCAGCAAUUCCUCAAGUUCCAGGCCUUCGCGGAGCAACUCACGAAGGAAACUCAGGAUCUCAAGGUCAAAAUUGAAAACCACAAACGCGAGAAUCGCCGUCUCACCAACCUUAUCGAACAGCAGAAGGAUGACGCUGCUCGUCUUACUCUGCGCCUGUCUGGCACCGAGAAGCAGCGCGAUGAUGCUUUGGAGGCUCUUGUCCUUCAGCAAGAGAUUGCCGAGGAGCUCGAGCGUGAGCGAAAGCGAAACAAGAAGGAGCUGGCAGCUUUGCAGCAUACCAACGCUACCUUGUUGCGCCAGCGCGAUGAGGCACAACGUGUUGUUCUGCAUCUCCGCGCUCUCAUCGAUGGACAGGCUCAUCACAUGGAACACAUCGUCAAGUCUUUGUCCACCGCACCAGAGCUCUCUGAGUAUAUUGAGGAGGGCUACGAUGACGAGGAGGAGGACGAGGUAUCACAAAAAGAAGACACGGUGGCUGCUCGUACUCACACACCAAGACCCGUUAACAAGCGUGCUUCCCUGAGGACUUUCAGCCGCGCUAGCACGGUAGACUCUAAGCACUUGGACGGUGAGGAGGUCUCUCCGGAUAUGGAAGAGCGUCUCAUCAGCAACCCAUCUCGCAAGCGAUUCUCGCAGCUCAGCAUGGCAGACGUUGCCGACAGACACUUGCGCGAUAAGACUGACGCCAUUGCAUACAUUAUCCGCAACAUCUCUGAGCAGUGUGCAGCUGCCGUUGAAGGUCUGCAACUCGCCCAGCGUGCCGACACGGACGACGACGACCAGAGCACCAAGGGAGGCAAGGCGCCAUCCGAAAGCGGUCAAGCCUCAACUGCCCAGGGCAGCGACUACGGCGACGACCGCUCUGACUACCUCCAGCCAUCUGAGCGUCAAUCCAGCAUCCCUCCAACACCGGACCUCGUUCACAACCGCUCCAGCACAUCCAUGUCCAUCGCGAGUGCGUCGACCACGCCGGAGCGAAACAGUCUCGGCCAUUUCAAGAACCACGACGCUCCAGAUGUCCCCACUCGCAUCGUCGAGGACCAUGACGACUACAAUAAUAUCCCCGAGGUCGAGCCGAUGAAGUACGCCCAAGAGGUGCGGCGCCCCAACACUACCCGCCUAGGCGGCCUCGGCUCGGUUUAGACAAGACGGUUUUUCCAAAUGUCUUUUUAAGAAGAAGAAAGAAAAUGGCUUCUCGCGCUGUUCCACCUCCAAAAUCCCUCUCAUAUGUGCUGUCAGCAUAUCAUUCUCAAGGCCGGUUACGAAAGCUCCUUAUUAUCCGCUACUAUUGAUCAGUUACCUUGCUAUCCUUUUUUUUUUAUUAAUUUUCCAUUGAUACCUCAGCGGCGGCGGCGUUGGCGGGCUCUCCGAUAUUACCGAUAUUGUGUUGGAGCAAGUGUUUGUAUUGUCUUUCACGCUGUGGCUUCCGAGCAAACGCCUGGACAUUUUUUUGUAUGUAUGCGUGUCUGUGUGUGUGUGUGUGUGUGUGUGUGUGUGUGCGUGUGUGCGUAGAAGUUCAUCUCGCUGAAAUCUGUCUUAAUCUGGAAGCAAAUGGGACUUUUUUUUCAGGAUGAUUUAAGAAUAACAAAACACGCGGACCGGGCUGGCUUUUGCACGAGAAAGCUCGGUGUGAGAAGUUGAUUUUUAUGUUUUUUUUUAUAUUUAUUUUUUUUUUUUUCAUCUACUUUCGCGCUUGUGGCGACGAGGGGAGCAGAGACGGCUUCAAUUUCUAGCUAGCACCAAUCUUAUACUCUUCUUGAACCCUCUCUUGCCUGCGUCCUCUAAUUCA
Messenger RNA from Verruconis gallopava, 3655 nucleotides. RefSeq lists its product as uncharacterized. The coding region runs from base 250 to 3009 and encodes 919 amino acids. Gene Ontology annotation, cellular component: cytoplasmic vesicle. The transcript has 3 exons. NCBI's taxonomy places the organism in Eukaryota, Fungi, Ascomycota, Dothideomycetes, Venturiales, Sympoventuriaceae. The record is from RefSeq and is a predicted model, not a curated record. Gene Ontology annotation, biological process: regulation of Rab protein signal transduction.